AUGUCUAGCAUGCUUCGUAAGAAGGAAGUUUAUACGAUUGUAACGCCCAUACCGGGUUUUAUCCCGCGCCAGCUCGCCAUCGACAUCCUGCACAGCCAUUCCGAGGUCAUCACCCUGAACCCUCUUGUUCUCGACCACAAGCCCAUCAAGGCGCCCCAGAAGGCAGCAUCGGACGAGUACUACAGCACCUGGUAUGAGAUCAACCAGAGAAUCCAGUAUGUGCCGGGCCUCGGGAGGAUGGGCUCCGGCAAAAUCUCAUUCAACGGCUGCUUCCACGACAUGCCAUGGGGCCUGCAGACUCACAUCUACGCACCCAUGAACGUCGACCUGAGGAACAAGUAUCGGAUCGCCGGUAACCAGCCAGGCGUUGAGCCUCCUGAGCAGCCUGAGAUCGGUUUGGCCGCCCUGGGCGCCCCUAGCGACGGGCUCUACCUUCGCGACGACGUCGAGAUCAAGUGCAAUGUUGCUGUCAUGUCAUUUGUCAAGACCCAGAUGAAGGCAGCCUCCAAGGAAAUGGUAUCGCGGAUCAUCAAGAAGGCCGAACUUCUCGACGCCGGGGUCCUGCACGCCAUGAUCGAGGACGGCAAGCUGAAGACCAUCAACCCCAAUGACCGAACUACCACGAUACCGGAUGCCCAGUUGUCUCCCAGGCCCUCUCCCACUUCCUUGUACCACCAGCCUGGCUCCAUGUCACCGCCACCGAUGCCCUAUCAGAUUCCCCGACCAUCAUCUUAUCAGCAUCACAACAAGCCUGGUACUCCUGUGCAGAAUCCACACUGGUCUGCCCCGUAUGGGGGGCACCAACCACCACACCUCCAUCCCGCGCAAGCGGAACUGCCAGGCCAGCAGCAUGUUGGCGGGUUCGCACAACAGACCCACCCCGCUACCCACAACAACUUUGCAGUUGAGAUGCCUGGCGACUUCUCGUAUCCCCAGACGUCACCACGGCUGCAGCCGCCCCAGCCCUCGCCGACUUACAACUCAGACAAUGGCUCGACUCACUCUUCGCGCAUGUCGCCUCAGCCCGCCAACGACUGGCGAUGGUCCCAGAGUCAGGCUGCCUCCCAGGGCAACGCCUCCCGGCCCACGUCCGUGUCGUCCGACGUGUCCGGCGGGUUCCAGUCGCCGGGGCUAGACCACCAGGGCUUCGCCUCUGAGCUGUCGACGCACAACGAGACGCCCGAGGAGCACAACGCCAACCCGGACGCGCUAAAGAGGCUCGAUGCCAAGGUGCCGCCGGCUCAGAAGACUUACGCCUCUUAUAACCCGGCGGACUAUGCCAAGGGCCGUGGUAAUUAUCCCGGCCAGGCGAGGUCGCAGAGCUAUGGGUAUAGCCAUUGA
Messenger RNA from Diaporthe citri, 1341 nucleotides. RefSeq lists its product as uncharacterized. The transcript has a single exon. Bases 1 to 1341 code for a protein of 446 amino acids. The record is from RefSeq and is a predicted model, not a curated record. NCBI's taxonomy places the organism in Eukaryota, Fungi, Ascomycota, Sordariomycetes, Diaporthales, Diaporthaceae.